AUGAAAGCUUUCGGUUUUGCCUUUGGUCUGUUCUUCGCUGUGGGUUUUCUCCUCUGGACUCCUUUGACUGGGCUCAAGACUCUGCAUUUGGGAAGCUGUGUGAUCAACUCAAACCUCCAGGCAAUACAAAAGGAAUUUUCUGAGAUUCGGGAUAGUGUGCAAGCUGAAGAUGAAAACAUAGACCUCCGAAUCUUAAGGACAACUGAGUCUCUGCAAGAAACAAAGCAUUCGGAUAGGUGCUGUUUCCUCCGACAUUUGGUGAGACUCUAUCUGGACAGGGUAUUCAAGUUCUACCAGACCCCUGACCAUCGCAUCCUCCGAAAGACCAGCAGCCUCGCCAAUUCUUUUCUUCUCAUCAAGAAGGAACUCGCGAUCUGUCAUUCCCGUAUGGCAUGCCAUUGUGGGGAAGAAGUAAUGAAGAAAUACAACCAGAUUCUGAGUCACUUCACAGAGCUUGAACUUCAGGCAGCGGCAGUAAAGGCGCUGGGGGAACUCGGCAUUCUCCUGAGGUGGAUGGAGGAGAUGAUGUAG
Peromyscus californicus insignis is the source of this 531-nucleotide messenger RNA. It is a transcript of the gene Il20, whose product is annotated as interleukin 20. NCBI's taxonomy places the organism in Eukaryota, Metazoa, Chordata, Mammalia, Rodentia, Cricetidae. The record is from RefSeq and is a predicted model, not a curated record. Bases 1 to 531 code for a protein of 176 amino acids. Gene Ontology annotation, molecular function: signaling receptor binding. The transcript is spliced from 5 exons.